AUGGCAAAUUUUUCUGGUAGUGUCUUCGGCGAGACCCUCCAAACAAUCACCAGCACCAAGUUAGAGGAGCUCGCAAAGCAACGCAUCAGCUUUGAGGACAAAUAUGCCAGACUGCUCGACUCUGUGAAAUCAGAAAAAGACGCGUUGAAGCGAGUUGGCAUCUUACUUGACGGCUUGAAGGAAUGCCUUGGCGUUCAGAUCGUGAAGGACUCCAAAGAUGCGGGGGCUGUCCACGUGAUUAUCAGCGGAACAAGGAACACUGGCCUCGAAACUGACCUCCGGAACCUGCACCGUUUUAUUGAGCAAGCUCGCUUUGACCCUUCUGUGUCAAGUAAGGUAGUCUUGGAUUGGGAAAAGAAACUGCUCGAGUACCUUUCAAUUCAGUCCACCAAGUUCCAAUAUGCCAAUCUCUACGGGAAGCUUGUCACAGAAUGGCUCUCCUCUGAAAAAUCUACAAACAAUGAUGGCGACAUUGAGAUGGCGGAGAGCUUUGAAGAGGUGCCUGGUGCGAAGAAGCUUGCUACUUGUGCAGAAUGGGAGAGGGAUGUGUUCCAGGAGGCUGAAGUAGAUGAAAAUGCACUACAGCUAUAUCUCGAAGACCUCUUUGUCAAGGACAAGAAAGAGAGCAUCUCAGCAAUCGAUGAGUUGCGUAAGAAGGUCCAAGAAUUCGAGAAGAAUCUAACUAGGUCGAAUCCAUUUGACCUGUUUUCACUUCGUUGGACCAUCCAAGGAUUACAAAAUUCUGAUCUGCUUUCUAAUGAAAAGCGGGAGGCUUUGAGAGAUUUUCUCGGCAACAAUAUAAUAUUGACAGAACUCUGCGACAUUCUCAACGUGCGCAUGACAGCUCUCGAGAAUUGGAAUUGGGGCCCGCACGUCCUAGUGGAACAGAGGAGGAAGAUCAACGGCGAAUUUUCGAUCCAUUUCGAUCCUGGCCUUCUGCAAGCGAUUUUCCUUCAUUACAUCGGCAUACAAUGGUCUGUGUUCUUCAAGUCUGCAUUUAGAGACUUGCAUAAGCACGAGGCUUGGAAGAAUUCUUCUACUGAGGUCGGUAGGGACGAGCGCUUACAGCGCAUGUACUUCCUCGGUAAGAAAGGUACAAAUGCUUCAAAGAGUCUAGAACAGAAGCGAAAAGGCACGCAUGAGAACAGAUACUUUGCACAGCAACUACUGGACUUUAACUCACAAAAGAUCGAGGUGGAAGAAGGCGAGGAAGAAGCAGAGUACAAAGACUACGCUUCCAAUCUACUACUGGGCGCCCCCAUGCAGUCGGACCUUGCUCAAGGUCGCUCUGUGAAAGCCGCGGCUAAGUCGCAUUUCGCUAGGAGGGUUCUGGUUGCUGAAGCUGAAGUAGAUGAAUCUGAUGAGGAGGAUGAAGACGACAUAUUUUCUGAGGAUUCCUUUCAGGACGAAGAUGAAAUUUACCGUCAUCAGUCCAAGAAGCCCAUGGAAUCAAAGCAGAGUCUGCUUCAUAUCGUCGCUACCGAAAUCAUUUUCAAUACCCGGCUACACGGCGAGUUUACUUGUCUCCGUACGACAUUUGAUUCCUGGAAUUCACUUCUACCGCAUCAAACAAUAUCAGCAGUCCUCGAAUUUCUCGGUGUAUCAAAGAAAUGGAGGGAUUUCUUUGAGAAAUAUCUGCAGGCUCCAUUGAAGUUUGCUGACGAUCCAUCAUCUGAGCCACGUUUGCGUCGGCGAGGCAUGCCGAGCUCUCAUACAUUGAGUGAUGUGCUGGGCGAAACAGUACUAUUUUGCCUGGACUUUGCUGUCAACCAGGCGACUGGCGGUCCAGAUCUGUAUCGUCUCGGCGAUGAUGUAUGGUUUUGGAAUAAGAAUUACGAGACAUGCGUGAGCGCGUGGGCCAGCAUUCUGAAGUUCACCGAGGUCAUGGGAGUUAGGCUACAUGAGAAGAAGACUGGUAGUGUGCGGAUCUCCCAUAGCAAGGAAACGGCGAUUGAUGAACGUCUUCCCAAAGGUGAGAUUCGCUGGGGCUUCUUACAGCUUGAUCCUAAAAGCGGCCGGUUCGAAAUCGACCAACGCAUGGUCGACGGACAUGUAGAGGAACUGCGCACGCAACUGCAAGCCAAAUCGAAGAGUGUUAUCGACUACAUUCAAGCCUGGAACUCUUACGCAGCUACAUUCUUCAGCUCGAACUUCGGAAAAGCUGCCAAUUGUUUCGGCCGCGAACAUGUCGAUAAGAUGCUUGCUACUCACCGCCACAUUCAGGAGCAGAUCUUUCCUAAUGGCAGCAUUGUUCAGCAAAUCAAGCAGAUGAUCGAAGAGCGAUUCUCCGUAAAGAAUAUCCCUGAUGGCUUCCUCUUCUUCCCAGUCGAGUUAGGCGGCCUGGAUCUCAAGUCACCGUUCGUACACCUUUUGCAGAUCCGAGAGUCGGUUAGAGAGAAUCCUUACGACUUGCUCGAUGAGUACGAGGAAAACGAGCGCGACGACUACGCCACUGCCAAACGCAGGUUUGACAAGGCUGACCCGGAUACUAUGCGUCGUAAUGCAGACGAUUCGGUCUCGCAACGUAAAGACACUGAUGAAUUCUUCUCUUUCGAAGAGUUUAUCAAACACCGUGAGGUCUUUGGAAGCUUGGGAAAGGCAAGCUUAGUGAAGGCGUACAAGAAAUUGCUGGAGCGACCGCAGGAGGAACCUGUUGCUCUCGGCACGUCGGUGGGGCAGGCUAUAACUCAGCUAUCGAGCCAGAACAAUCUACGAGGCAUCCUUGGUAAUUGGCAGCGCAUGGAUGCUUAUUGGAAAUGGAUCGCGCAGAUGUAUGGCCCAGAGAUGAUCGACACGUUUGGCAGUCUUAAUGUUGUCGAUUUCGGAUUGCUGCCCACUGGUAUGGUGUCGAUGUUUAGACAGCGUCGUACCAAAUGGCAAGGCUGA
Messenger RNA from Bipolaris oryzae ATCC 44560, 2886 nucleotides. RefSeq lists its product as uncharacterized. The transcript has 5 exons. Bases 1 to 2886 code for a protein of 961 amino acids. NCBI's taxonomy places the organism in Eukaryota, Fungi, Ascomycota, Dothideomycetes, Pleosporales, Pleosporaceae. The record is from RefSeq and is a predicted model, not a curated record.